Messenger RNA from Dothidotthia symphoricarpi CBS 119687, 552 nucleotides. RefSeq lists its product as uncharacterized. Lineage: Eukaryota; Fungi; Ascomycota; Dothideomycetes; Pleosporales; Dothidotthiaceae. The coding region runs from base 1 to 552 and encodes 183 amino acids. The record is from RefSeq and is a predicted model, not a curated record. The transcript has a single exon.
AUGCUCUUCGAGGAAACCACGUCCUUCCCGUUCAGCCAGCACUCCGCAACCCCCGCCCCCAACACAACAUCCGCAUCAGCAACACCCACGACGCCCACCCACCCCGCCCUCCCCGACACACCACCCACGACGCUCACCCAAAUCCCCACGCGCGCCACCCCUCAACACCGCACCGCCCUCCCACCCCCCGACCUCCCCCUAAACAUGGUAGCCCCCCUCCCCUUCCCACUCCCCCCCAACUGCCUCCUGAUCUCCACCUCCCCACCCCGCUACCACCACGGCCCAGGCGCACACAUCAUGUUCCACGCCAUCGAGGCGCUGAUGUACGUGUUAAUCGGGGGCUGGAUCGUAGCGCUGGUUACGCUCAAGACGCGGCAGAUCACGCGGGGCGGGAGCGUGGAUGCAAAGUAUCGUGCGUAUCGGGAGCGGCGGCUGCGGGAGGGGGAGGAGUUAAGGGGGGAGUUUGAGAGGAGGUUUAGGGGGGAGAUGGAGGGGGAGGCUAGGGCUAGGGUGGAGGGGCGGGCGGAGGAGAUGAGGGGGAGGAGGGGGUGA